Pseudogymnoascus verrucosus is the source of this 1560-nucleotide messenger RNA. RefSeq lists its product as uncharacterized. The record is from RefSeq and is a predicted model, not a curated record. The transcript has a single exon. The coding region runs from base 385 to 1560 and encodes 391 amino acids. Lineage: Eukaryota; Fungi; Ascomycota; Leotiomycetes; Thelebolales; Thelebolaceae.
CCUGUUGGAAGUGGAGAACCUGCAUGUUUACUGGGCCUGCUCUUCACAUCCACAAGUGGCGGCCUGUUUCAGCGGUGCUUAAUUGUUUAUUUUCGAUCACCUCUGUCGUUGUUUUGAUCGCCCUGUUCCUGGUUCUUGGGGAAUUCGUUUCAUGAUCUGCGCCAUGCCAGUGUGCCUUGCGAGUUCUUAUAGAUAUCCCGCCUUCCUGCCUCCUGGUUUCGAACUCCAUCCGUAACUUUUCACUAGGUCUGCGGCUUCAUUACUUUCCUUCAUUUUGGGUAUUUGGUUUGGAUUGUAUCUCAAGUCACCCACGGAGCUUUUACUAUCUCCUUCACACCUGCUCUUAAAGAACCACCACCACAAGGAAAUACCCACACAGUCACUAUGGCUAUCCAAAAGUCCCGCAUCUCUGGCCCCAUUGGAGUCGCUCCUACGCCGAAGGUCAAGGCAAAUGCACUCCCUUCACAACACAUCGAGGCAUUCGAAUACAUCUCCUCACGCUUGAUCCGCAAAAACAUCAACCUCUCCCUAGUCCUCGUUAGAGAAGACACCCCACUACCCGCCUCUCCCAGCCCGCCUCUCGAGCCGGAGUCUCCUUCUUCACCGACCUCGUCAUUCUUCAGUCGUCUCUCACCGACUCAAUCUGCCUCAUCGUUCUCGUCGGCAUCUUCUGCCUCUUCUACCUCCUCUGACACACCAUCAUGGCCUCUGCCAUCACCAUCCUCGCCUGUCUCCCCUCGCUCACCACGCUCACCGCGCUCCCUCUUCUCUCCCCGCAUCUUCACGCUACCCUCCUCACCACGCUCCCCAACACACUCCAUGCACUCAAACUCAACCGGGACAUCCACCAGCUCCCUCACACCCCUCACCAUCCCCAGCACCCCCCACCCCGUCAUCACCCUCCUCCACGCCAUCCCCCCCACCCCCAAAGCCGCCACAACCCUCACCAAAAUCCUCCACAAAGCCUCCCUCCGCUUCCCCUUCCGCUUCGCCGUCCCCGCCGCCCAACCAACCCUCACCCACCGCUCCCUCCACCAAAACACCAUCCUCUUCUCCUCCGAAGGCCUCACCAUCGUCUCCCUCGACCGCAUCUACACCCUCAAGCACGCUCUAGCAACCUACUCCCGCCUCCUCUCCACCGGCGCCUCCGCCCCCGCCAUCGCCCUCGCGCUCGCUCGCGCCCUGAGCGAACUCCGCGCUCUCAUCUUCGCACAGUCCGGGCGGCCAGUCGCAAACACAUAUCUCCAGCGCGCAUACGACCACCUGCGCGUCUCGCCGUUUGCGCUGCGUCUCGUGAAUGCCGCGUUCGCGGCGCUGUAUAAGGGGUCCCACCCCCCUAUCUCGGGGGUGCCAGAAGAGGCGAUCAGACUGGCGGCGCCGCCGACGCCGAAGGAGAGGAGGGAGAGGGAGAGUAGUACGACGGUGAAGAGUUUUAGGGGCCCGUAUUGUAGGGGGCCUGUUACGCCGGGGGGUUGGGGGGAUAUUACGCCCGUGACGAGGGGGGAGUGGGGGUUUGUGGUUGGGGGGUGGAAGGGAAGGGGGGCGGUGGAAACCUGUUAG